Haemorhous mexicanus (house finch) is the source of this 848-nucleotide messenger RNA. RefSeq names its product hemoglobin subunit epsilon-like. Gene Ontology annotation, cellular component: hemoglobin complex; haptoglobin-hemoglobin complex; blood microparticle. Gene Ontology annotation, biological process: hydrogen peroxide catabolic process; oxygen transport. The transcript is spliced from 3 exons. The record is from RefSeq and is a predicted model, not a curated record. Gene Ontology annotation, molecular function: oxygen carrier activity; haptoglobin binding; heme binding. NCBI's taxonomy places the organism in Eukaryota, Metazoa, Chordata, Aves, Passeriformes, Fringillidae. Bases 101 to 544 code for a protein of 147 amino acids.
CAAUGGCCGCGCUGCAGGGGCCCGGCAGGGGCUGGCCUGGGGCAUAAAACCCGGCCCAGGCUCCGGGCUCGGCUCAGCUCCGUGUCCGCCUGCAGCCACCAUGGUGCACUGGUCAGCCGAGGAGAAGCAGCUCAUCACCAGCGUGUGGGCCAAGGUCAGCGUGGAGGAAUGCGGCGCCGAGGCCCUGGCCAGGCUGCUGAUCGUCUACCCCUGGACCCAGAGGUUCUUCUCUGACUUCGGGAACCUGUCCAGCCCCACGGCCAUCAUCGGCAACCCCAAGGUGCGUGCCCAUGGCAAGAAGGUGCUCACCUCCUUCGGGGAGGCCAUCAAGAACCUGGACAACCUCAAGGGCACCUACUCCAAGCUGUCCGAGCUGCACUGUGACAAGCUGCACGUGGACCCCGAGAACUUCAGGCUCCUUGGGGACAUCCUCGUCAUUGUCCUGGCGUCCCACUUGGGCAGGGAUUUCACCCCUCUGUGCCAGGCUGCCUGGCAGAAGCUCGUGGGUGUGGUGGCCCACGCUCUGGCCCACAAGUACCACUGACCAUCCUGGGGAGAGCAGGAGCCCCGGGCCAGCGCCAGCCCCACGGGGAGCCCCUGACCCUGAUAAACCCUCUGAUAAACCCUCUGAUAAACCCUCUGAUAAACCCUCCAAUGAACCCUCCAAUGAACCCUCCAAUGAACCCAUCCGUCAGCUCCCGUGCAGUGUCCGUGUGUCCGUGCUGGGCAGGGAGGGGCUGGGCUGGCCUGGGAGCUCGGGGUCACCCACCAGUGACCCCUGGGCUGGGGGCUGGGACAGCCCAGGAUCCCCAAACCCUGCGGGGCUGGGGCAGCCCAGGGCUCCCCAG